This is a messenger RNA of Daldinia loculata, 2618 nucleotides long. RefSeq names its product glycosyltransferase family 31 protein. The record is from RefSeq and is a predicted model, not a curated record. NCBI's taxonomy places the organism in Eukaryota, Fungi, Ascomycota, Sordariomycetes, Xylariales, Hypoxylaceae. The coding region runs from base 348 to 1991 and encodes 547 amino acids. The transcript has 3 exons.
CAUGUAGGUAAGCGCAAACCUCCACUUGCCUAUGUAUCCAAAAGAUCCAGAUCGUAUUUUUAUUUUUAUUUUUAUUUUGCGCUGGUCUCUUUCAACCUCUCCUUUGACUUGUGGUUAUGAUUUCUAGGUUAUUUCCAUCCCACCUGGGACUUCUUCUUUUUGGGCUUUCUCGACCCCAUUGUUCUUCUUUCUACGUACCAGUUACCCAGAUCCUACGUUAAUUCUCACAAGCCUGCGAGCCUGUUUAAGUGGAAUUGCCUUACCAAUGUUUUCGCCCUGCCGCUCGCCUCGAUAAUUCCCCUCUUAAUGCUACCCGCCUUACAACAAUCAAGGCGCCUGCUAUUAUCAUGAUUGUCCCACCCAGCUCUCGCCGGCUUAGGGUCUUUGGCGGCGUUGCCAUCCUGACCUUAAUCGCGACUUACAUCCACAUUCGUUCGCAAUGGGAUGAAUCCUCAUUCGGAUAUGCUCGUGGUUAUUAUAAGAGCGUCACAAGCUACUUUGGUAGUUCGGUAUACAACAACACCUUGUAUUCCGAAGGGAAUGAGGAAACGGUCAACCAAUAUUACAAUGCCAGCAACCCUUGCGCCAAUUUCCCCGAUACCGACGGCAUACUCCUGGUGAUGAAGACGGGCGCAACAGAAACCUUCGAUAAAAUGCCCGUCCAUCUUCUAACAACAAUGAACUGUCUUCCCGACUUUCUCAUCUUCUCUGAUAUGGAACAACAAGUUGGUCCAUACCAUAUCCACGAUGCCCUCGCCGAGGUUGACGAAUCCGCGAAGGCCCAUAAUGCUGAUUUCGACCUUUACCGCGACCAAAAGGAAUGUCCCGUAUCGCAGAAGUCGUGCGUUGACGCGAAGAGGGACGGACAAAAGGCGUGGAAUUUGGACAAGUACAAGUUUCUCCCGAUGAUGGAACAGACUUGGAGGAUGCGCCCAGGCCGAGACUGGUAUAUAUUCGCCGAGGCUGAUACCUAUAUCUUCUGGGCCAAUAUUGUACAUUGGCUGAAGACCGAGUCCGGCUUAAACCCUCGUGAGAAGCUCUAUCUCGGCAGCCGAAGCUUUAUUGGGGGAACUCCAUUUGCCCACGGAGGUUCCGGAUAUAUACUUAGCGGGACGCUAUUGAAGCAUUUGAUUGAAUAUCACCCAGGCGUGGUCAAGCAGUAUAAUGUCAAGGGGGCUCAUGAAUGUUGUGGCGACUUGAUGCUGGCGCAGGCCUUGGAAGAGUAUGAGAGGGUUAAAAUCCGGCAGGUUUGGCCCAUGAUCAACGGUGAAAAGCCGAGUACACUCCCUUAUGGACCCGGUCAUUGGUGCGAGCCGAUUUUCACAAUGCAUCAUAUGAAUGCGGAGGAAAUCAGUAACGUGUGGCAGUUUGAGCAAACACGCAAGACCGAUCGCGUUCUUCUGAUCAAGGACAUAUACGAUGGCCUGAUCCGACCAAAAAUGCAGGUAUCGCGGGAAAAUUGGGAUAACCUCUCAGAUGAUGUGUGCUACCUCAAUCCAGAUCCCGAGGCUCAACGACAUGCGGAUGGGCAUUCACGCGACAGACAGAAGAAAGAGGGGGAGAUGAACGAUGUUGAAAAGGAGGCAUGGAAAUCAUGGGAGAACUGUGCGAAGGUCUGCGAGUCCCAGGAUGUCCCAGAUGAAGAAGAAUGGGAUAUACGAGGAAUCAUAGAACGCGAAGACAAGGCCCCCAGCACUGCUAACGACACGGAGGUUGCUGAAGACACUUCACCUAGCGAUGCUGCGGCCCGGGAAGCGUGGAAGAAGGCCAUGAACGAGAAGAAGCGGAAUCGAUCCUGCUUCCAGUACCGCUGGCACGAGGAUGUAUGCUGUACGGCAAAGAGCUUCAAAUUGGGUGCGCCUAAGAUGCCGCCUGAUGAUGGCGACGCCAAAGCCAAAUGGGUCAGUGGUUGGCACUUGAAGGGCAUCAACGACUGGAUUGACGCAAUGGGGGAGUGCAAAAAGCCUGCCUGGAAGACGCCCGACUCUUGAUCGGUUUCGCUUGGAGACAACUCUUGGCACCGGAAAGACAAGUAACGUUUUCUACACCUUUGCAAUAUGACGAAACUAAUAGAAGAAAUAUCGGACCGGAGGAACCGGAGAGAUUUCAUCAUGGCCUAUAUUUGUAAAACAUGGACGGUUUCCAGCGGUCAGGUCUCAGUGAGGAUAUCACAACACGGCGUUCUUGGCCUUUCGCGGGCGGGGGCUCGGGGAGCAACCCAUUAUAGAAUUCGCGGAGCUUAGGAUGAUAUGAGCUUUUGCUUAGGUUAGCAUGGUUCGUACUAUCAAUGAGGAUAUUUGCAUUGUCUCGGACCGAUCAACAGCUGCUGGAACAGCGUCGUUUUCGUCUAUUCCGGUUUUUUUGUAGUGGAGACCAUGGUAGAGGACUAAAAAAAAAGGCUACUAUUUAUCGUCUUUGGUUGAUAUUGAAUACCUACAUCCUAACCUUGGGUAAGUACCUAAGGUAAGUACCUAAGGUAUUGACUAUCGAAUAUAAUUGAUUCUCGAUUCUCCGUCGUUGAAGAAAGUAGAGUUUCAGCUCUUGAAUGGAAGACAGCUAUCCAAAUAGUUUAAACUAGCGGUAUGGUCCAGUUACUUUGAAUACCACCCCUAUUGCCC